Notolabrus celidotus (New Zealand spotty) is the source of this 3648-nucleotide messenger RNA. RefSeq names its product dehydrogenase E1 and transketolase domain containing 1 (gene dhtkd1). Gene Ontology annotation, molecular function: oxoglutarate dehydrogenase (succinyl-transferring) activity; thiamine pyrophosphate binding. The coding region runs from base 291 to 3062 and encodes 923 amino acids. Gene Ontology annotation, biological process: tricarboxylic acid cycle. The transcript has 17 exons. Lineage: Eukaryota; Metazoa; Chordata; Actinopteri; Labriformes; Labridae. The record is from RefSeq and is a predicted model, not a curated record.
ACACUUGUUGCUCUACGUCACGAGUACUACUCUGUACUUUGUAUUAUAUAUAUAUUCUUGUAUGUUACAAUGACACAAUAUGUUUUUGGUAAUUCCACGACGAAAUGACCCAAAAAGAGAGACUAAUGUUUCCUCCUCACGGAGUUGUGAAACCGGUUUCAGGACCCCGGCCAAUCGGCGUCCAGUGCGGCGUCUCCGCCCACGCUGUCCUUCUCUGAGCAGUAUGGCCGCCGUCUUGUAGCCAUCUGUGUUAGCCUUGAUUCACUUUCUAAUCUUUAUUCUGUAAAAACAUGUCGGCAUUAUUAUUCUUGAGGAAGUCACUGAGCAGACUCCCCCCGAGUGUGGCUCGGCAGGUUGUCAGCUCCUGUUAUCACACAGAGAGAGGAGUUUACGGGUACCGACCCAAACAGAGGGAGAGCCAGCACAACUUACAGAGUGAGCGCAUCGCGGCGCUCAACCAAGAUCAUGGCCUUGCUCGUCUGGUGGAGGCAUACAGAGCACAUGGACACAAGUCUGCUAAAAUUAACCCAUUACUACCUAAAAUGCCUGUUGCUGACAGCGUCCCGGAGAUUGACACGCUGAGUGACACCAUCACAGGACAACUCAACACCUCAGGUCUACGGCACUUUGGCAAAGCAGAGGCUUCAGUAGAGGAGGUUCAGGCCUACCUGAAGGAAGCAUACUGUGGACACCUGUCAGUAGAGACCAGUCAGCUGAGCAGCCUGGAGGAGAGAGAAUGGUUCGCUGACCGCUUUGAGGAACUCAAGAAGACAAGUUUCUCCACAGAGGAGAGGAAACAGCUGGCUAAGAUCAUGCUGGAGUCUCAGGAAUUUGACCACUUUCUGGCCACCAAGUUUGCUACUGUGAAACGUUACGGAGGAGAGGGAGCAGAGAGCAUGAUGGGAUUCUUCCACGAGCUUUUCUAUCAGCUUGCGCACAGUGGAGCUACUGACAUUAUCAUCGGCAUGCCGCACAGAGGCCGACUCAACCUCCUGUCAGGCCUGCUGAAGUGCCCACCAGAGCUCAUGUUCAGAAAGAUGCGCGGCCUCAGUGAAUUCCCCGACACCUCGCCUGCCACCGGGGACGUCCUCUCCCACCUCACCUCCUCAGUGGAGUUGGAUUUCGGAGCUGCACACCCUAUUCAUGUGACCAUGCUGCCCAACCCGUCCCACCUGGAGGCGAUCAACCCUGUGGCUCAGGGCAAAGCCAGAGCCAGGCAGCAGCUGAGGAAAGAGGGAGACUAUUCAUCUGAAGACAAUGCACAGCCGGGAGACCAAGUCGUCUGCCUGCAGGUCCACGGUGAUGGUUCUUUCACUGGCCAAGGGAUCGUUCCUGAAACUUUGACCAUUUCAAACCUCCCUCACUACAGAGUUGGUGGAAGCAUCCACCUCAUUGUGAACAAUCAAGUGGGAUACACCACUCCAUCUGAGAGAGGGAGAUCCUCUCUGUACUGCAGCGAUGUGGGUAAGAUGGUGAACUGUGCUGUGAUCCAUGUAAAUGGUGAUGAUGCAGAGGAGGUGCUGCGGGCCACUCGGCUGGCUGUAGAUUAUCAGCGACUCUACAGGAAAGACGUCAUCUUGGAUCUGAUCUGCUACCGCCAGUGGGGCCACAACGAGCUGGAUGAGCCUUUCUUUACCAACCCGGCCAUGUACAAGGUCAUCCGAUCCCGUAAGAGCGUCCCUGACUCCUACUCAGAUCAGCUGAUCUCUGAAGGGCUGAUGACCGAUGCAGAGCGAGAUGAAAUCAAGUCCAAGCACUACAGCACGCUCAAUGACAAGCUGUCCAACAUGAUGCUGUACAGCCCCCCACCCACCAACCUUCAGGGCCGCUGGGGGGACCUGGUGGAACCUCAGACCAAAGUCACCACCUGGGACACAGGUGUCCCCAUUCCCCUGCUGCAGUAUGUUGGGGCAAAAUCUGUGGACAUCCCUGAGGAAACCCAGCUGCACAGUCACCUAGGAAAGACACAUGUACAGGCUCGGUUGCAGAAGUUAGAAGAUGGGAGCAAGCUGGACUGGUCCACAGCAGAGGCCUUGGCUUUUGGCUCUCUCCUCUCUCAGGGCUUUAAUAUUCGAAUCAGCGGACAGGAUGUUGGUAGAGGCACGUUUAGUCAGCGACACGCAAUGGUUGUGUGUCAAGAAACGAACGACAUGUACAUCCCUUUAAACCACAUCAGCCCAGAGCAGACAGGCUUCCUGGAGGUGUGUAACAGCCCGUUGUCGGAGGAGGCGGUGCUUGGAUUUGAAUAUGGCAUGAGUAUCGCACAGCCGAAGCUGCUUCCUAUCUGGGAGGCUCAGUUUGGAGAUUUCUUCAACGGAGCACAGAUCAUCUUUGACACCUUCCUCUCUGGAGGUGAAGCUAAAUGGCUGCUGCAGUGUGGGAUGGUGAUCCUGCUGCCUCACGGUUACGAUGGAGCCGGACCUGAACACUCGUCCUGUCGUAUGGAGCGCUUCCUGCAGAUGUGUGACAGUAAAGUGGAGGGUGUGGACAGCGACACUGUGAACAUGGCCCUGGUCAAUCCCACCACAUCCGCUCAGUACUUCCACCUGCUCAGAAGACAGAUGAUCCGAAACUUCCGCAAACCUCUCAUUGUGGUUGGACCUAAGACUCUGCUCAGAUUUUCUGGAGCAGCUUCCAGUCUGGCUGAACUGGCUCCAGGAACAUCUUUCAGACCUGUGAUAGGUGAUACUUCAGUCUCAGCAGGAAGUGUCCAGAGGGUGGUGCUGUGCUCAGGGAAGCAUUACUAUGCCCUGCUGAAGCAGAGGGACACAUCAGCAGCCAACCAGAACACUGCACUCAUCCGUGUGGAGGAACUGUGCCCAUUCCCACUGGAGGCUCUGCAAAAGGAGCUCGCAAAAUACCCCAAUGCCAAAGAAUUUGUUUGGAGUCAGGAGGAGCCUCAGAACAUGGGUCCCUGGUCGUUUGUGGCUCCUAGGUUUGAGCAGCAGCUGGCCUGCAAGCUUCGGUUAGUGAGCAGACCUGCUCUGCCCGCCCCUGCUGUCGGCAUUGGAUUCCUCCAUCACCAGCAGCAAGAGGAAAUCCUCACUGCUACCUUCUCAUAACGCUAGACAACACUGGAACCAGUGACAACCUCUAAACAUGUAUCAGUGCGACACUACAUACUGUAUCUGCUGUGGUCCUACCAACACCGUCUCUAAAUGUGCAGGGCUGCUGCACGGCAGAUACACGGGACCUUUUGAUGAUGUGGGUGUGCAGUUUUAAAAUUAGAUUGGUCAGUGGUGUAAACUAAAGUGCUAAAGGUGAUAGUUUUGAUAAUUGUAUUCAUAUUUUCAUAGUCAGACAGGUUUUUAUUAUAAUACUAAAGGUUUGAAGCAAGGCUGAAUCCUGUCUGCCCCUCUUGAUACACACUGUCUGUAUCCCCUCUGUACAUUUACAGCAUUAUGGUUAAAAAAGACAACUUCUUAUUCCGUCUUUAUUUUCAUUGAGGCCUUAGAGACAAUGUUUACAAUGUGAUUGUAGUGAAAAAGCACGUUUAACUGACCGUCAUGUUUGUAGCACUUGGGACUGUAACUGCAUGAACCCUCUAAAAGCAACAUUUCUGAAAACACUGCUGAGUCAUCUCACACCGUCAGUCUGCCUGAUUUGUUCAUUUUUGUGCUUAAAAUAUCAUAAACUGAAAAGAAUCUA